GGAAUUGAUGCCUUUCGGAGCGCGCAGAGUGUAGCUGCUGCAUGUGGGUACAUGUUGUAGAGCAGACAGGCAGUAAUUUAAAACAUCUAUUCAGUGGCUCUUUUCUCUUCAGUAGAUAAAACUCAGAUCAUCUGUUCACUGUCUGUUUCCAUCUGCAAGCUCAAGAGGAAUGUUCCUGAAAGUCCAGCUGUAGCCUGCAGUGGCCGAUCUGCAGCAAAAUGAGCUCGGAGGAGCGCAGCUCAGCCAUGUCGCAGAAGAUCUCCUCCAUGUCACGCAGCAACAGCAGCUCCUCGUCCAAACAUGACAGCCGACAGGACAGCUGGGAAAUAGUGGAGGGACUGCGUGGAGGCUUCAGCAGCGUUCUGGAGCCGCAGAAACAGGAGGGCUUCAUGUUAAAGAGGAGAAAGUGGCCUAUGAAGGGCUGGCAUAAGAGAUACUUUUUCCUGGACAAGGGUGUCCUUAAAUAUGGCAAGUGCAGCGCUGACAUUGAGAAAGGGAAACUGCACGGCUGCAUUGACGUGGGCCUCUCCGUCAUGGCCAUUAAGAAGAAAGCCAAGUGCAUCGAUCUCGAUGCCGAGGAAAACAUCUAUCACCUGAAGAUUAAGUCACAGGAGCUGUUUGAUGAAUGGGUGUCCAAGCUGCGUCAUCAUCGGCUCUAUCGGCAAAAUGAGAUUGCCAUGUACCCUAACGAGAAGUCCUUCUACUACCCCCACUACCCCUCCCCCAACUCCCCCAACAUGUCUGACGGUGCCUCUAUUAGAAAGUGCAUGCCUGUACGGAGGCAGUCCACGGUGCCUUCUGCAGGUGCCUUCCCUUUAAGCUCCAACAGCCAGGCCAAGGUAGCUGCCUGGCUGCAGUCAUCGGACGACAUGGACAAAUGCUCCAAAGACUUGUCAGUAUGUGAGGCCUACCUGCUGGAGCUUAACCACCUGCUUCAGAGCAUGGAAGUCCUCCACCGGACCUAUUCUGCUCCAUCUAUUCAGGCACUGCAGGCGUCUACAUUUGACAGCCCCAAAAAAGAAAAGAGACUUCCGCGGAAAUGGCGCUCGAAGAACUACAAUAAAGAUGUCAAAACAACUCUGCAGGUACCCAGCUGCAUCUCCUCCGGCUCCAUCCGCCUCCACGCCUCGAACCCCAACCUCUCCACCGCUGCACUCGCCAAUGACAAAGUCGACCCCGAAUCCCUGGAUUCCCCCUUCGAUGUGGCCAAGCUGCAGGAGGAUUUCUGCCGCGUCGCCGCCAACUUCCACACGGUCAUGAAGUCAGCGCUGACUUCGCUAACAUCUGAGAGGGAGAGAUUAAAACAGUGUCUGGAUCACGAAACAUGUCCCCCGACUUCGCCACAGGUCGUCAGUUUGAAGAACGCGCUGGCGUCGGCUGUAGCCCAGAACUCUGAGCUGAGAGAGCGCCUGUGCAAGAUUCAUGCCGAGUCCCACAUCGUAGAGCCCACACUAAUAAAUCUCACUGCCCCUGUGCAGAAACAGGACUCUGUAGACGAAUCCCAUCCUCUUGUGCACCAAGUGUCCAAUGAGAGCAGAGCUUCAAUAGCAGAGUCUUUGUCCGAGUUCUUCGAUGCACAAGAAGUUCUGCUUUCGGCGAGUUCUUCUGAAAACGAGGUAUCGGAGGAUGACUCAUACAUCAGUGACAUUAGUGACAACAUCUCCAUGGACAACUUCAGCAACGAAAGUGAAAGACCAAACUCAGGCUCGGUGGAAGAAGGCACUGUGAUUUGUCAGCGUCGGUCCUGCCUGCCCACGCCCAGCCCCAACAACAGCACCAUCAGCCUGUGGCACAUCCUCAGGAACAACAUCGGCAAAGACCUGUCAAAGGUGGCGAUGCCGGUGCAGCUUAAUGAGCCACUCAACACCCUGCAGAGACUGUGUGAGGAGCUGGAGUACAGCGAGCUGCUAGACAGAGCCGCGAACACACAGGACCCCUUUGAACGCAUGAUUUAUAUGGCUACGUUUGUUGUAUCCGGCUACGCGUCCAGCUACUACAGAACCGGAGGAAAGCCUUUUAAUCCCGUCCUAGGAGAGACGUACGAAUGUGACCGGCCAGAUAAAGGCUUUCGAUUUGUUGCAGAGCAGGUCAGCCAUCACCCACCAAUCUCAGCUUGCCAUGCAGAGUCCAAAAACUUUGUGUUCUGGCAAGACGUGAGGUGUAAGAACAAGUUCUGGGGAAAGUCCAUGGAGAUCGUUCCUGUGGGUACCACUCAUGUCACUCUGCCAGGAUGUGGAGACCACUACGAGUGGAACAAGGUGACGUCCUGCAUCCACAACAUCCUCAGUGGGCAGCGCUGGAUCGAGCACUAUGGGGAAAUAUCCAUCAGAAACUCCAACAGUGAUGUUUGUCAGUGCAAGAUCACUUUUGUUAAGGCCAAAUACUGGAACUCAAGUGUGAAUGAGAUAGAGGGAGCGAUCACAGAUAAUAAAGGAAAGGUCAUCCACAAGCUCUUUGGAAAGUGGCACGAAGCAGUUUUCUGUGGAGACCCGCCUUCAGCUAAAUGCAUCUGGAGAGCAAAUGCAAUGCCAGUGGACCAUGAGCAGUACUACGGUUUUACAAAGUUUGCGAUUGAGCUGAAUGAGUUGGAACCUUCCCUUAAACUGCUGCUACCACCAACAGAUACCCGACUACGAGUAGACCAAAGGUUGCUGGAGGAGGGAAGCAUGGAGGCUGCAGAGGAGCAGAAGCAGAGGCUUGAACAGCUGCAGAGAGACAGACGGAGAGUCCUGGAGGAGAACAACGCGACACAUCAACCGAAAUUCUUCAGAAAGUCCAAGGACGACACCUGGGUGAACAACAGCACAUACUGGGAGCUGAGGAAGGACCCCGGCUUCACCCACAUAGAUUUCCCGACACUGUGGUGACCCCCCCGAGCUGCAGAUCACACACAUUUGCACAGCCUCUACUGUGAUCCAGGCUGGUUCUGAUGAUGUCUGUAACCCAGUCUUACCAUCCACAUUGAGUACUGUUCUUCUGUAUUGCAGUCCAUCAAAGUUAUUGCCUUAAUAGCAAGUGCUUAUCUGAGUUGUGUAAACAUGUUUAUGCAAGUAUAUUAUAAGAAUGUUCAUAAAUUUAGGCAGUUUUAGCCGACGUUUCCACCUGUUAUGUUGUGCGAAACCAUUUAAACUGAGAAGAGGAAAACUGCUUGGUGUAAAGGAUGACAGUCCUUUUCAUGGUUUAUCUACACUAGCUUAAAAUGUACGGAACAACUUCAGUUGUCGUCUUAUCAUGGACAUUUUCUACCUCUGAGAUAAACUAGCCUUGAUAUGCCAUUGACUAAGUGUACACAUCCGAUAUUUAUUCUGCAUCUGCCUGAUGCCUUACUGGUUGUACUCAUGUUUAAUUUAUUUUUGUUGCAAUGAAAAAUCUAUGUUUUGUAGAGAACAAGCAAGAAUUGUUCAAACAAUCGUUAAAGGUAGAGUCAGCGAUUCUAUUCUAAUACUCUGCUCUGUGUGUGUGGGGUAGGGAAAAAAAUCCAAUGUUCAUGCACAGCCAAAGCUCUGUAAGGUCAAUAUGAGGUUUUGCAUGGCAGAUUUUGACUUUGAGAGCUUGCAGUUCUAUUCAUACUACAACAGAUACAAGUCAGGUAGCUAUGCAGACAGUCACAUUGGCCCCUAUAAUGAACUCUAUGUCACUGAAAAGGUGUGACUUUGCAGUUUUUACUGGAUUUAGCAGCUGUUUCCAAACUGGACUGUAGCACUGUGUCAAUGUGAUUAUUCCUGAGGUGUAGCGAGCACAGUGGGUGGACAUAGCACAGGAUAUCUGGAGAACUUAGGACUUUACAUUGUGUUUGGGCUCCAAAAUGAUGCAGCAACUACUUCAGUUAUAAGGCCUCUAAUGAUGAAUUAUGAAGAUGUGGAUGAUGGAGAAUCUCCUUACGCAGUCUCUCCUCUUAACAUUUCUGAUGAGCAUCCAGCACAGUCCCAAAUUUUGGAGGUUUGCAGAGGAAUCCUGGCAGACUUGGGUAAAUGACAAAAUUUACAUUAUCUCACCCCAUGCAGAUAUGUGGAUAUAGAAAGAAUGAAUCAGCUUUUAAUCUGGCUCAUGCAAGUUAUUUAAAUAUGUUCAAAUAUCUUUUCUCUUACAAAAAUUUCAGGUCUCUGGUAAAAAGUUGUGGUUAUUCUUUUGGUGAUGUCCCCACAAAGUUUGCUCCAAGGAAAUGUCUUCAUAUGCAAACCAGAUUCAGAAACUUCACACAGUGACCGCUUACUUCAUCCAAGAAUCGCAGACUCGACCUUUAAAUCCUUUACUGAGCUGAACUUGUCUUUCUGUCUCAUAACAGUAAUUACUGCUUUCCGCUAUGACUGUGUGAAUGAUUGUGCAACUAUGAGCAGCUGUAGCAAAUAUCAAGUCAUUCAGCCAUUUUUAUUUCCACUUCAUCCAUCACACCAUUGUCUACAUGGACCCUGGGCUGUGGGACCAAAAGUGUCCAAAUCUUUGCUCCAUGAGCUCAAAUAAAAUUUCUGAUUCUUUC
Molecule: messenger RNA, 4477 nt
Organism: Acanthochromis polyacanthus (spiny chromis)
Lineage: Eukaryota; Metazoa; Chordata; Actinopteri; Pomacentridae
Gene: osbpl3b
Product: oxysterol binding protein-like 3b
Exons: 23
Coding region: 219-2867 (882 amino acids)
Cellular component (GO): cytosol; perinuclear endoplasmic reticulum; intracellular membrane-bounded organelle
Molecular function (GO): cholesterol binding
Source: RefSeq, a predicted model, not a curated record